AUGUUUCGGAGACGUUCGAAAAGUGUGUCAGUUAGUGGCAGUUCGGCCGGCGGGACCGUCCGAGGUCGAAGAGAUGGUUAUGGGUACGAUUCUCGUACUUUCUACUGUGCCCCCGUUUCCCUCCUCAAACUUUCCAUUUGCAGGUCCACAGUUCGACUGCCCGUCUAUCUCCGUGACGUCAUCAUGGCCGAGACCAAAGCCUAUGUGAGUUGACUUCCAGAAUCGGCUUCUUUCUGUGUUCUCUGUGUGUGCAUGCGAUCCGUCCUUCCUUCCGCUCUCUGUUUUUUACUCGCGUGCGUGUCUUCCGUCCAUUACCGUUUCCUUGUUUGAUGCCGAUAAAAAUAGACGCCAAGACUCGGUGAACCGCACAAAAAUGGCCGAGUAGGAGAAGAAGAAGAAGAGAGAGCACUUUUUCUGGCAACCACCACUUUGGCACCGCUUCUCAAUACGAAACAAAAGAGAUGUGGGGGUGUGUGUGGAGCAUCAAAGAGCCAAUUGAUUUGAAUGAUUCUGAAUGGGGUUCUUUUUUGAAGGGUUCCUUCAGGACGAAGAUCAGACGGAACUGGAGGCUCACAUCAAAUCAAAGUUUAUGGCACUUGAAACUUUUGAUACUUCAAAACUUGGAAACUUGGAAACUUCGUGCUCCUACUGAUAUUAUCUGUUUCCGCGAGCUUUCGAGACCAAGAUUUGUUUGAUUCUAUAGUAUUCUUAUUGGAAAUGUCAUACUGUAAGAUUAAAGGCGCAGCUUUUCGGUGAAAACAGUUAGUAAUGUGUCCUCUAAAACAAGAAAAGUGGGAAAAAAACUCGCAUUUUUUUGCUAAACGUGGCCAACUUCCCAGCUUUUCUCUUCCCCGUUCACAUCUAUUUCUAAACUCUUCCUCUGCCUCUCGGGAGGGUUCUCAGAGUCACUUUGACCCGCAACCACGUCAUGAAUCCUUUUCUGCCCUUCUCUUUUUAGAUUGAAACGAGUAAGUUUUCCCAAGAAAGUCAAGAAAAGGACAUGCACAUUUGAAUUCAUUCAAAAUGGGUGGGAGUUGAAAGCCGCUUCUCCCAUCCGAUUUCCAUAAGCUUCCUUUUCCUGAAUUCUUGAGAAGCGACCUGAGAACUCGAAAGGUCCAUUUCUUUCUUAUUUUGCAAAACGAAACAAAACGGAAAUCAGUGUAACCGAAUCUUGAAGCAAGAAAUGCGCCCCAGACAAGGGGAGGUUUAUUUAUUUCUCCGAGAGUUGGCACACAUUUCUACUAUGUUUCACUUCACAUGCUCUUUUGAUUCUUUGCCAAUGAGCUCUCCGAAUCGUUUUCUAGCCUUCACCAGAUUCGUAUGCAAAAGUUGACACCAUCUUGACACAUUUCACCCAUUUUUCGUGCUCUGCUUUAGAAAAAGACGUCAAAACAAUAGUAGCCGCUCUGUGGCUCUUGCUCUUUCUCUCUCUCUCUCUCUCUCUCUCGAGAUUCCUCGAAGCCCCGCCCACUUUUGGGUGGCUCUGCCCCUCCGGAGAGUCGUCCCUCCCCCACAAAGUGGGCUUCUUCUCGCUCACUCCUCCAGAAUUCCCUCUGAUUAUUCUCACACCGCCGCCAAACUGUUGUCGAUCAAGAAUCUCGGGCUUGGCGACCAAAUAUGUCCCAAAAACUGGCUCCAUCAAUACCAUCAAAAGUGCCAGAAAGAGCCGUUUCCGAGCUGCUCGACGUCCAGCUGCUCGACGAGCUCCACCGACACGUGUCUUCUGAUCAAAGGACCGCCCGAGACGAUCGGAGGCGAUGACAUGCCGUCGGUCUGGCACUGUGCCAAAUAUAUCGUAUGGUUGAGAGAAGCUUCUGCCUUUUCCGCUUCUUUUCCGGGAAGCUGAAAAGGCAGCUCACUUUGCCGUGCUGUUUUUGAAGUGAUCCUUUAGUUGUGUUGUGUCCUCGAGUACUGUCUGUUUGCUUUUUGGUUCUGUCCCAUUCCCGUCGACCGAACUUCCGCAAACUCAAUCUGAAACUCUUUCCAGAACAUUCCGUACCGUUCCAAGCUCACCGAGCGCAUCGAGCCCGGACAAACUCUGAUCAUCCGUGGAAAGACGAUCGAGGAGUCGAAGAGGUGGGCACGGAUUACUGUACUUUUAUUUCUUCUUCAUCUUCUUCUUCUUCUUUCAGAUUCAACAUCAAUCUCCACAAGGACUCUCCGGACUUCUCCGGCAACGACGUUCCGCUCCAUCUGUCGAUCCGUUUCGACGAGGGAAAGGUAAAGAGCACAAGUGAUUCUUGAGCCCUUCCAGAGGGAACUAAAACUGAAAUCCCUCCAAACGUUUGUUCUUUUUCCGGCUCGGCAGCAUGACCCUAAUGCUCAAUCAAGCAUGUUCCCUCCCGGCGCUUCCACUCAAAAAAUGGGCUCUUUUGGCGGAAAAUGGGAAACGGCGCCUUCUAGACGAGGAAAUUGCCCUGCUUUCAUGUUCUAGUUGUGCUUGAUUUUAAGAAAGAAAGAGAGAGAGAGAGAGAGAUGGUGUUUACCCGCUGCCUUCAACCCGAGAAAAUGAUUGAUAGAUUUGAUUGGCUUCCAAAGUCCCGCACCUGAGCCAGGUGACUCUCAUCCCUCUUUCCAGAUCAUAUUCGAAAAGUGGCAGCGAGAAAAAGCGCUGAAAUCAAGUGUAUGUUUCGCCGAAUUUCCUCUAUGUGGAUGACACCGUAGAAAUGCAUGCUUCACAGUUUUUCUUGACUCGAAUGUUUUGGGUUUUUAAAUCAUAUUUGUACAAUAUUAGUUCCCUUUUAAAAAGAGAGGCCAAUCAAAAAAACUACAGUAAUCCUUUCAGAAGAUGGUCUUGUUAACAUUUUAUCUAUUGUCCAAUUCCAGAUCGUCUACAACGCGUACACGAAGGGCGCGUGGGGCAAAGAAGAGCGCGCGAAGAACCCGAUCAAGAAGGGCGACGCGUUCGACAUCCGCAUCCGCGCGCACGACUCCAAGUUCCAGGUCUCGAUCAACCAUGUGAGUUUGGUGGUCCCUCCGGACCGAGCCGUCAUUUCUCAACCCCAAAAAUCACUUGCGCGCCCCCCCGAAACAAUAGGCGGUAAUCGUCACUUUUCAAAAGUCGAAAGCGAAUUUGGCGCUUCGCAAACUUUUCGCUCUUUGCCUAGGGGGAAACAUCGGAAAUGAUGCGUUUUGUGGCGAGCGAAACGAAGAAGAAGGAGAAGAAAUAUGAGAUGAGUUUUGACAGGUGUAAGCCCAUCAUCUUCUUCUCCGUCACUGCGGAACGGGAUAUGGAAUGAAUGAGCUAGAGAACUUUGAGCUUUGAUCGGGCCUGGGCAAAGGACUUUUGGACCGCUUGCAAUGAUCCGAUCGGUCCCAUACUUUGACUUGGAUUGAAGUAUUUUGAGGCCAAGUUCGGAUUAUCUAACCUGGCCUUUUUGCCCUCGAACCAGUAUAUCUUGGAACCAGAUAACCCGAUCGGUCCAAGCCCAAGAACCCUGCAAAGUUUGGGACCGAGCUGAUUAUUGCAAAUAGUCCUAAAGUUUUUGCGUAGGCCGAAUUUCAGAAAACUCUACCCUUGGUCAGCUUAACUUUUCCUCGUUUUCUAUCCGAGAUCACCCGGACCAGUUUGACCAGUUGAUUCUCGAUCUCCGAGCCCUUCCGCCUCACAAAACGCUACUUUUUGUGACAAAAAGCACUCCUCUGGGCGAGAGAGAGAGAGAGAGAGUACUCUGAAAUAUUCAUAACUUCCAUUUCGGUCAUCUCCCCACGGACAAAUCCUUUUCGGUCUCCCUCUUCGAAUCGAAAACCCACUCCUUUCACACUGCCCCUGACCGGUCAUGUAAACUCAUCAGCGUGUGCUCUUUCUGCUUUGAGCUCCCAAAUCUGCGAGUGUGCAUGGCGGGCACUUGGAACAUUUAUGAGGCCCGUGGGAGCCACGACGGAACAGGCGGAAGAGAAAGGAGCAAAAAAUGGAGUCACGCAUUUCGCAUUUCUCAUUGUUUUUUGGUGCUCUAUCCCCUCUUCUGCUCCGCGCUUCUUCGAAGGAGAAAGAGAGGAAGAAGAAGAAGAAGAAGAAGAAGAAGAAGAAGAAGAAGAAGAAAGGGAACAAGAUUUGUGUCUCUGAAACAGAUAAGAAAGCGAAAAAACAAAAAGGGGAAAACAACAAGAGGAAGACAAUAGAAAUUGAGUGAAAAGUGCAAGAGUUAAGAUGGAUUGGAAGCGAGGGAGUUGGGGAGUACGGUAUCCUUUGUUUAUGAUUCUGGAUCCGACGUCUACACAACAAUGUAAUUGCCUCAUACUUCCCUCCUUUUUGGACAAUUGAAAAAGACCAAAACAUUGCUUUUCUUCCCGCCGCUCAAAAUUGUUUUUUUCGCGACGAUCGCCUAAUCUUUUGCUCGCCACCCAAUUGAGACGCGAAAAGGGUCAAAUAAACAGAGGAAAAACGGAGAAGAAGAAGGGAAUGAAAUGUUUUUGUGUUUUUCAGAAGGAGGUCAAGAACUUUGAGCACCGUAUCCCGCUCAACUCGGUCUCGCACUUGUCCAUCGACGGAGACGUCAUCUUGAACCAUGUGCAGUGGGGAGGAAAGUACUAUGUAAGUUCCGAAACUUGAAACAGAUACUAUUGGAUCCUUUCAGCCGGUGCCGUACGAAUCGGGAAUCGCCGCCGACGGCCUGGUCCCUGGCAAGACUCUCGUCGUCUACGGAACUCCGGAGAAGAAGGCCAAGAAGUUCAACAUCAACUUGUUGAAGAAGAACGGCGACAUUGCUCUCCACUUCAACCCGCGCUUCGACGAGAAGGUUCGCCUCCUUUUCCGAUCGUCUCCAUUUUCUAAAAAUUUUAUAAAACCAUCUGAAAUUACCGAAACCCCACGAUUUCAGGCAAACGGAUUUAUGUGCGCUAAGCCGACCCCUGGAGUAGGUUGAUUUGUGUUGUGUAACUAAAAGUGUUAGUAUCCCCCUCUCUCAAAAAACAUGCGAACUUUUGGUUUAUUCUCUUGAUCUCUUGUGUUCAUUUCAUUCGUUCUUCUCAACAACAUAGGCGACCCCUCCCAUCCCUCUGUUCCGUUUAACAUUUGUCUAUUUAUCCGGGAAUUCUUUUGCAGAAGGAUUACGAUCCUUUUAUUGAGUUCAACGAGGUUUGUUUAAAAGCAACAAUAGCGGCCCCUCGAGAUUCGGGCCUUCUUCAGGCCCCCCCUAGGCCGGGUCCUCGGCCUGAAUCUCGCGGUCUUUUGAGCGUUUGCCAAACUUCUCUUCUUUGGUUGUGAUAUAUGUGGAUGUUCUUUCUGUUUUGGGUCUCAGUUGAGCACGUUCGUAAACGGCCAAUUUCAGAGCGUCGUCCGCAACUCGCUCGUCAGCGGAGAGUGGGGAAAUGAGGAACGCGAGGGCAAGAACCCGUUCGAGAGACUCGUCGGAUUCGAUUUGGAGAUCCGCAACGAGGAGUUCGCUUUCCAGGUAACAUCGAGAUUUGAUGAUGUUUGACUCAAAUUGAUCUUCUAAAUCGCGUCUCUUUUUGUGCUUUUGAGUCUGACCGAUAGGUUUCUGCGAGAAAGAGUAAAAAGAGAAAAAGACGGCCCCGGAGCAGAAAAAAGUCGAAUUUCAAGUAGUGUUUUAGGCUUUUUCCAUCCCAAUUGAUGAUAUUGACGUCAAAAAUGACACAUUUACAUUAUUUUUCUAACAAAUAACAGAAAGAAUCGACAAAAAAAUACCAAAUGUUAUCCUACGGACAUUCCCAGCCCGGCCCGCCCGUAAAAUCACAAGUAUGGGGUCUAGUCUAGUGAGCGCAACAUGUGACUGAUAACAGUUUGGAAGUUGUUGGAAAGAGCCAAACUACACGCUUUCAGAUCUUCGUGAACGGCGAGCGCUUCGCUUCGUACGCCCAUCGCGUCGACCCGCACGACAUCGCCGGACUGCAGAUCCAGGGAGACAUCGAGCUGACAGGAAUCCAGGUGGUCGCCAAUCAGCCGCAGGAAUAA
Messenger RNA from Caenorhabditis sp. 36 PRJEB53466, 5914 nucleotides. Lineage: Eukaryota; Metazoa; Nematoda; Chromadorea; Rhabditida; Rhabditidae. The record is from the annotation of a GenBank genome assembly.